AUGGAGCAGAAGAAGAUCGACCUGAAGAAGUACGAGUACUCGGUGGUGCUCGACAGUCAUACGCCGAUCUCGGAGGAGGCGUUCGCGGCGGCGGUGCCCUCGCCGGCGAAGACCUACCCCUUCCCGCUGGAUGUCUUCCAGAAGCAGGCCAUCAUGACGAUUGAACGCGGGGAGAAUGUCUUCGUGGCGGCGCACACCUCGGCGGGAAAGACCGUGGUGGCGGAGUACGCCAUAGCGACGGCUUUCUCCCGAAACACCCGCGUCAUUUACACGUCACCGAUCAAGGCGCUCUCCAAUCAAAAGUUUCGCGAUCUGAAGGAGGAGUUUAAAGAUGUGGGCAUCAUAACCGGCGACAUUCAGCUGAACCCCGAAGCGCCCUGUCUGAUCAUGACCACCGAGAUUCUCCUGCAGAUGCUGUACGCCAACUCGGAGACGAUCAACGACCUGGAGUUUGUCAUCUUCGACGAAUGUCACUACGUAAACGACAGCAAGCGCGGCCACGUCUGGGAGGAGGUCUUCAUUCUGCUGCCCGGCUUCGUCAAACUGGUCCUCCUCAGCGCCACCGUUCCAAAUGUGAUCCAGUUCUCCGACUGGCUGGGGCGGACUCGCCAGCGAAAGACCUACGUGGUCAGUACCACAAAACGGCCCGUUCCGCUGAAGCACUACUUCUACCUGGGCCGCGACGGGAAGACGCAAUCGCAGCAGGUGCUCAUCCUCGAGGGCGAGGGCCAGCUGCUGAAGGCGAACUACGACGAGGCGGCGGAGGUGAUGAAGGAGCGGAAGGCGAAGUUUGGCUUCAUCCGCGUGACGCCGGCCGCCGAGCGCAACGUCUACCUCAAUCUGAUUCGCCACCUGCAGAAGACGGACAAGCUGCCGGUGAUCUGCUUCACGCUCUCUCGGCGCAAGUGCGACCAGAACCUGGACAUCCUCCUCGGCAUCAAGGAGGAGAACCUCUACCUGACGAGCAAGAGCGAGUCCUUCUACAUUCGCCGCUUCGUCCGCCGCCACCUGAAGCACCUCGCCGCCGCCGACCUGAAGCUGGAGCAGGUGAUGAAGGUGUCGGCGAUGCUGGAGCGCGGCUUUGGCGUCCACCACUCCGGCGUGCUCCCACUGCUGAAAGAGCUGACGGAGAUUCUCUUCAGCUCGGGCCUGGUGAAGGUCCUCUUCGCCACGGAGACCUUCGCCAUGGGCGUCAAUAUGCCGGCGAGGACGGUAGUGUUUGACUCGCUGAACAAGCACGACGGCACCUGUCGCCGCAGCCUGAAGCCCUCCGAGUACAUUCAGAUGGCAGGGAGGGCCGG
Rhagoletis zephyria (snowberry fruit fly) is the source of this 1301-nucleotide messenger RNA. The record is from RefSeq and is a predicted model, not a curated record. NCBI's taxonomy places the organism in Eukaryota, Metazoa, Arthropoda, Insecta, Diptera, Tephritidae.